This is a messenger RNA of Drosophila sechellia, 2610 nucleotides long. RefSeq lists its product as uncharacterized. Lineage: Eukaryota; Metazoa; Arthropoda; Insecta; Diptera; Drosophilidae. The coding region runs from base 608 to 2344 and encodes 578 amino acids. Gene Ontology annotation, molecular function: structural constituent of cytoskeleton. Gene Ontology annotation, biological process: protein localization to nuclear envelope; nuclear migration; nuclear envelope organization. The transcript is spliced from 8 exons. The record is from RefSeq and is a predicted model, not a curated record. Gene Ontology annotation, cellular component: nuclear lamina; nuclear envelope.
CUUUAGUUGGCGAUCGCGAACGGAGCCCAGACGAGACGCGCGGAAUUCGGAUCGGGGCAAGAAAUAAAAAAAAAACAAGAACAACAUGCUGAAACCGUAUACUUAAUACGCGUGUGUGUGGCUCAAAAACAAGAAAAAUAUAAAUAAACAAAACUACAUUGCUACGUCAGAAGACUGCAGACAAAAGAUAUGAACGCAGCGCGCUGAGCUGCUUGACGUCGCCGCCAAGGUUCGAAUCAGAUAUAUUCUCUCGUUGUUUUUCCUUUUUUUUUAUUUUUCUUCCGCCCAUUUUUGUGUUGUUUUUAAUAAGUUUACAACUUUACAACUGUUUUUUUUUGUGAUUUUUGUACUUUCGUGAGUGCACUUGCGCCAAGUGAUUUGUGAUUUGCGAUUUGUGAUUUGCGUGCAGUUGAAGGCGAGGAGAACUGCAUUCGAUCUUUCGAUCAGCAGUGCCUUGAGAUUGCCGUUUUCGAAGUGAACGUUCCGAUGUGGAAACCUUAAGCUCGUACUCAUGUCUAAUUACACAAGCUAUUCCCUGGCAGACUAAAUCAGCUCCAAAUCGGCUCUAAGUAAGAGGAACGUGGUAAUUACAUUUCGAAUUGAUAUCAUGGCCAGUCGCCAAGCCGGUUUCGUCCUAGACGCCAAGUCCAUGGGUCUGAAUCCGUCGAGACCUGCAUCGCCACCGCCGCCAACAUCAUCAUCUGCCAGUCAAAAGUGUCGGCAAGUGCAGCCAACCGAAACGAGUGCCUCGCGUCCACAUCAUGAAUCGACGCUGGAAGCCUCAUCCCCUCAUCAGUGCACUGCCAGCACCGAGGCUAUGACCACCGAUCAUUACCGCUGUCUGAUCCAGAAGCUGCGGGACGCCAACGGCGAUGCUGGCAAUAUGAGCUUCGAGCUGAACAGCAUAUUUCUGAAACGGCUGGACGAGAUUGACUGCCUAGAUGAGCGCGAGGGUGAUGACACGCACACCUGCCAGUUGCGUCUGGUCACUUUCCAGGAGUGGGUGGAUUUCCUGCUCCACGUGAACAGCGUGAUCCUGGGCAACGUGUCGGACUUGGAGAAGGAGGCGUACAGCAAGAUCGUUUCCUGCUGUCAGUCUGUCCAAGUGCGACAGCAGCAUACCCUCGAGGAGAAUCGCAGGCUGCGGGAGGACAUCUGUGCGAUCAUAGAACGCGUGCAGACUUCUCCUAACUGCAAUAACUUUGACUUCAACGGCAUUUCCCUAGAGACGCUGACCGUUAACCAAUUGCGGGGCGUGGGAAAGGAUCACGCCCACGCGGAAUGCGAGAGCGAGAAGAUGAGCGAGAGCAUGAGGUCCUUAGUCGGCGAGAUAGCCGCCAAGCAUGACGAGAUCGGCGAACUAAAGUCGCAGAUCAAUGCCUUGGACGAGGUUGUGCACACGGCCAGGCAGAAGCUACUUUUGAAGGAUCAGUGCAUAGCACAGCUCAAUCAACAGCUGCAAGAGAUCACCCGGUGCAUUGAGUCCAGGGAUCAGGCCAGCAUGGAGGAGUCGCCCAACGAUACACUGACCGCGGACACGAUUACAAGCGGUAUGCUCGAUGAUCUCUCGAUCCACGACACCCAGGAGAGCGAAAUGCUGCGACUGCUGAACACGGAGCUCAAUGAUCUGCUCGAUCUGCACAACAAACAGGAGUUCCAGACCAUAGAGAGUUGGCGAAAACGUCUGUCCUGCUUCAUCGGAAAACUGGCAUCCGAGCGUGAGGACACUGUGAAAAAACUGGAGAGCAUUCGUAGUAAUCUGAAAAUCCUCCAGUCGGACCUUGAUCAAUCCUGCCUCAACUCAACUGAUUCCGAAUCAAGGCCCUGUAAUCUGGACGCGGAUGCUCAGAUGCUGGAAGCUCUACGUAGACGCCUGCUCAGCCUUAGCCAAGUCAAUCGAGAACUGCACGGAAAGUACCAGCGCCUGGACACCGAGUCGAAAAUCAAAAUUUCAGAGCUGGAGGCGAGGCUUGAAUCGGAAAUCGGCGUUUUUCAAAGAAAUAACGAUGUUCUAAGGGAGAUCGCCGAACUCCUCUGCUCGUUGGGUUCCAAGGAGUUCUCCUACAACGAAAUCUACGACGAAUCCUCGAAAGAAAAUCCAUUUUGUACGGCCAUUGCGAAAAUGUUUGCAAAGACAUUCGAGCAGAAGAAAAAUCAAGUGACAAUUGAAUGCGAUACGAAAACACCUUCCCAAACAAGGAAGCCAACCAAAGCCACCAAAAUCCCGGGAGCCACGGCAAAAACAAACAAACAACAACCAACAACUAAACCUUCAAACAAGCCAACGACAACUAAAACUAUACCAACGAAAAAGACAACUACAACGUUUAGGACCUCCAAGUAACUAUGUCACUUGUUGGGCCUCCUAAACAGUUAGUCUAAUCUAAGCCACGUUAAGUAGUUCGUAUAGUCUAGCUUAAAGUUUGUCGUUCUUAAGUUAUUUAUCAUCGCGAUAGUUCGCCACGAAAACUCAACUCUAUAUGGCAAAAAUCUAUAUCUAUCUAUAUAUGGUUAAACAGAAACUAGAAUCACAGAUUGCUGAAAUGAAUAGUUUUAACAAGAUUAUUCUUAACUAGUUUUAAAUAAAGUUUCUUUCAUAUCCCAACCUAA